AGCGCAAAGGGGGCAGGACUUUUUCUCUCCGGGUCCUAUUAAGAGCAAACUUUGUGUUUUUGUUCUCCAAGUUCAGCUCGGUGCUCUCCAGCCUGCACACAGUUCCUCUCUGCUGCUCUUUUUUUUUUCUUUUUCCAUUUUUUUUUCUUCCUCUCCCCUCUCUCUCUCUCCCUCUCUCUCCCUCUCUGUCUCUCUCUCUCUGUCUCUCCUCCUCAAUGGUUUUGUUUGCUCGCCUGUUGGUUACUCCUGUGUGUGUUUUCAUGGGGGAUUUGGACACCCGGAGGAUGCGCUUUUCGGAGGAACGCACGCUCAAAGUUGUCUCUCCGGCCGGUCCCGGCUCGUUUUAGCGGACACGUAGAUGUGCUGCGGGUUGGAAUGAACAAUGGUGCGGCUCCUUGGUGCUCUGGCCGAGGGCAUGCUCUGGUUUCGGCUACUGUUGCUGUGCGUCGUGGAGCUGGAGCUGGGAGCCGGGCUGUCUACUUUCCAGGGUUUCUAUCUUCCACCUGCGAACGGGUCGCUGCUCGCACCUGCCCGGAGGACGGACGGGGUCGUGCGGACCAUUGACCGGAUUUACCACGGAGGAGGGAAGGUGGGCUACCUGGUGUACCUGGAUGGGAGCCGCUUUCAGCUGGACAUGGAGCGAGACGAGUCGGUGCUGUCGCAUCAUUUCAGCCCCCAGUACGUGCUCGCCAUGAUGGGGGACAGCCCCGCGCCUCUGCAGCGGGAGUGCGUGUACCGCGGGACAGUGGACUCCAGCCCGGAGUCCCUGGCGGUCUUCAACCUCUGCGGAGGGGGUCUCGAGGGCUUCUUCGCCGUGCGCCAUGCACGCUACACCAUCACGCCGAUCAUCAGGGCGAGGGGACACGAGCGCGACGUGCGCGCCCUGCAGGACAAGGACGCGGAGAGCGCGCUCCACGUGUUCACGCGCGAGGGUUUCAGCUUCGAAGCCGAGCGCGAGGGUCGCGAGAGCUGCGGGACGCGCGACGGCCGCAGGGGACGCAGGGACGCGGUGCGGAGACGCCGGCAGAGGGGUCGCGGGAAGGUGUCGCGGGACGGAGAUGGCCACGGAGCGCGCGGGCGGAGAUGGUGGAGCCAGCUCUCCACGGCGGCCGGUUCGGAGCGUGGCGCGCGGCGCAAGCGGUCGGUCUCUCGCGCCAGGCACGUGGAGCUGCUCCUGGUGGCCGACGACACCAUGGCCAAGAAGUACGGCAAGGACCUGAACCACUACCUGCUCACGCUGGCCUCCAUCGCCUCCAAGCUGUACGGGCACGCCAGCAUCGAGAACCCCAUCCGGCUGACGGUGGUGAAGGUGACCACGGUGACGGAGAGGGAGAAGGGGCUCGAGGUGUCCAAGAACGCCGCGGCGACGCUCAAGAGCUUCUGCAAGUGGCAGAACCAGCAGAACCCGCUGGACGACGACCACCAGCACCACCACGACGCCGCCAUCCUCUUCACCAGGCAGGACCUCUGCGGCCACCACUCCUGCGACACCCUGGGCAUGGCGGACGUCGGCACCAUCUGCUCCCCGGAGAGAAGCUGCGCCGUCAUCGAGGACGACGGCCUUCAUGCCGCCUUCACCGUCGCUCACGAGAUAGGUCACCUGCUCGGCUUGUCCCACGACGACUCCAAGUUCUGCGAGGAGCGCUUCGGCGUGAACAGCGACAAGCGGCUCAUGUCGUCCAUCCUCACCUCCAUCGACGCCUCCAAACCGUGGAGCCGCUGCACCUCGGCCACCAUCACGGACUUCUUCGACGAUGGAAACGCCGAGUGUCUCCUAGACUCUCCCCGUCAGCCCCUGUUGGGCCCCGAGGAGCUCCCAGGGCAGAGCUACGACGCCGUCCGCCAGUGUCGGCUGGCCUUCGGCCCCGAGUACACGGUCUGCCCCGGCAUGGACGUGUGCUCUCGGCUGUGGUGCGCCGUGAUUCGCCAGGGCCAGAUGGUGUGCCUGACCAAGAAGCUGCCGGCCGUGGAGGGAACGCCCUGUGGGAAGGGACGCAUCUGCCUGCAGGGGAAGUGCGUGGACAAGACCCGGAAGAGACACUACUCGGCGUCCAACCACGGCAGCUGGAGCUCCUGGGGUCCUUGGGGUGCGUGCUCCAGAACGUGCGGAGGCGGGGUGCAGUUCGCCCAGCGUCUGUGCAACAAUCCGCCGCCGCGGAACAACGGCCGCUACUGCACGGGCAAGAGAGCCAUCUAUCGGUCCUGCAGCGUCACACAGUGCCCUCCAUCAAAUAAGAGUUUCCGGCAGGAGCAGUGUGAGGUGCGCAACGGCCCCCAGACAGAUCCUAAAGGGGUGAAGACCUUUGUUGAGUGGGUGCCAAAGUACGCGGGAGUCCUCCCGAAAGAUGUGUGCAAGCUGACCUGCAGAGCGAAAGGCACCGGAUACUAUGUGGUGUUCUCCCAGAGGGUGGUAGACGGGACCGAGUGUCGUCCAUACAGCAGCUCGGUGUGCGUGAAAGGGAAAUGCGUGCGGACCGGCUGCGACGGCAUCAUCGGCUCCAAGCUCCAGUUCGACAAGUGCGGCAUAUGUGGAGGCGACAGCACGGGGUGUGUGCGCGUGGUGGGCAACUUCACCAAGAAGAGUAAGGGCUACACCGAUGUGGUGAAGAUCCCCGCAGGCUCCACCCACAUCAAGGUUCGUCAGCACAAGGCCAAGGACCAGACCCGCUACACCGCCUACCUGGCGCUCAGACGCCCCAACAACGAGUACCUCCUGAAUGGAAAGUUCAUGAUCUCCACCUCCGAGACAAUCAUCCCACUCAACGGUUCUGUGCUCAACUACAGUGGCUGGAGCCAAAGGGACGAGUGGCUUCACAGCAUGGGUCCUGGGGCCCUGCAAGAACCCUUGGUGGUCCAGAUUCUAGCGACAGAUGCUAAAAAGCCCCUGGAUGUCCGUUAUAGCUUCUUUAUGCCUCGCCGGACAGCCCCACAGCAGCCGUCAGCUCCACUCAUCCCCAACCCAAAAUCAGUCCCUGUGCAGAGCACGACAACAGUCUCAACAACGACAAGAACCACCACCACCACCACCAGUAGCACCACUACGACCGCUCCCCCUGUCCUCCUCGCGAGGCUACCUACAGCCCCAGGUCCCUCCACACCAACACCAGGGCCCCAGUGGGUAACGGGGACCUGGAUGACCUGCUCUAGGACUUGUGACACUGGCUGGCAGAGCCGGACGGUGCAGUGCAAGGACCGGGACGGGAAGCUGUCCAAGGGCUGCCUGCUGGGUUCCCGCCCCUCUGCCUUCAAACACUGUCUGGUGAAGAAAUGUUGAGGCGGCGGGAGAGCAAAAACUUUGUGCGACAAGAAACACUUUGUUAAAAGAACCUUAAUCUGUACGUUUUGAUAGACGCCUCAAGAGUUGAAAGUGGGACUGUGGACCAAUGAAUUUAGGUCAUAGAUCCUUCAACAGGACUGUGAAUGUUGGCUGAAAGCGCCCAGACCAGAUACACAGAGACUCAGAGACAGAUUGGCAUGGAUGUGCCUGACUAUAUGCCAGAGGAAUGUCCUGGAAUCAUAGUGGCUAUGCGGAGCACAAGUAGGACGGAGGACAAUUUCCGUAUGAUAAUGACAAGCAUGGCCCUGGCAUAGCUAAGGACUUAAUUGCAUGUCAUUUCCACAUGGACAGUAACUGAUUGUCUUUACUUCUGUCUCCAGAUCCUGGAGGCUUAGUGUGUGUUGCCCUGUAAUGGCAUGCCUGUCGUGUUUUUUUGUUGUUGUUUUGUUUUGUUUUCUAUGCUAUUCCAUGUGUUCUAAUCACUGUGGGGAUUUGGAGGUGGCACCCCUUUUGUCUUUUGUUGUGUGUGUAUGUGUGUGUGUGUCCGAGACAAGAGCCCCAACGUUAUAGCCCUGUCCCACCACCGUCACGCUACAUUCCACGGUCCUGGACUGGUACUUGGACAUUUCUCUGGCUGAAUGGCUCGCUAGAUGCAUGAUUUGCGUAAAGUCCAAAGGCUGCACAGGAAUAUGUUUCGUUGACCAAGUGCUGUCAGUGGAACUACUGAUUGCCAGAGGGUGCAUUUGAGUGUGCAUUAUUACUGAAGAGAACGGUGGUCUCCGUAUCUUCCAGGUGCUAAGAAGAUUGCCAACCAAAUAUCCUCCCUUCAUGAGCCGCUACGUGACCAAAAUGUCCAAGUAGCAGGAGAUGUGCGUACAUAGUGUGUGUGACGGUCCUGGAUCAGGGCUACCCAUCUGCCCCGACUAUACGUGUUCGUGUCUUUUUAUUGACUGAUCUGUCCAGCCAAAAAAAAAAACGGAAAGGAGCCCGAGGAGAUGGUUGAAGGUCGAGACGUAUCAGUACUUUUUUCUCCUUCACAAAACUUAUUAUGACACCUGGACUACCUGUGUAUUGGCGAAUUUUAGCGGCUGUUGAGACGUAGACGGGCUCCAUUUCUCAUUAAUGAAUUACGUGGUUUUGAAUGGGUGCAUAGACUCGUCUACUCGCCGAUACCGAUUCCAGCAUUUUAUACAGCAUCGGACGCAUUUCUGAUACUGGUAUUGCUAUCGGAACAACCCCGACGGGAGGUUUACUUUGCGACCAAAAUAGAUUGAUUGUACCCAAUCUUCAAAUGUUCAGAUAAUUCUUCUUUCUUAAGCCUUUAAGAAGUUGGGAAGGAAAGUCUUCCUAAUGAAAGUAGUAUUGAUUGUGCUUAAACUGAUAAUCAACUGUACAGUGUAAAAAAAAACAAAAAAAAAACGGCUGCAUGGUGCGAUGGGAGCGUACGGUGGCCUUCAGAGGACAAACUUUUUAACAAUUAAAUUGACAAAGGGGCAAAGUAACCACGACACUCCACAACUUUUAUGGAGGUUAAUGAUGACUCACAGGUUUGGGGCAAUGCUUGAUUUUUAUGUGUGUGUCUGUGUUAAGUGUGUGUGUGUGUGUGUGUGUGUGUGUGUGUGUGUUUGUUGUGUGCCAGCACAUUCAUGUAUCCAGGCCUGUGUUGUCAGCACAUGCAGUAUGUACCAGGAACGUGAUGUUUUUUCGUCCUCUCCUGCGUCUUGAAUCUUACUUCACUCUCAGUUCCAUUUGUAUCAAUCAUUAAGCUGGUGCUGGGAGGUUUACGGUCCUCAUUUGUGUGUGUGUGUGUGUGUGUGUGUGUGGGUCAAUAUCUGUUUGUUUGUCUGUUUAUCUGUGUAAGAAGCGAUGCUAAUAUGACAAUGUGUGCCCUGGAUACUCGCAAAACAAAAGCAAGAGAGAUACUAAUGCAGUCAUUAAUGUCCUUUUGCAAUUCAACUCUCUCUUCAUUCUCUUUUUAUCACUCACUCUGUACUUUACUACUUGACAUCCCGGAUUUAAAAAAAGAUUGUUUUAACCUGUUUCCUGAUGGGUGCUGUUUGCCACAUUACAUCAAAUCAGACUGUGCCACAGAAUGGAUUAGUUUAAAGGGUCACUUCAAUCAAAAUACAACCCCCAUAGAUGAGUGACACUGAUUUUGGGAAGUGAUGUUAUGGUUGGCCUAAAGAAGUUGCUUAACAUUUUUGGUAAACAAUUAUUCGUUCUUUCUCGUACAAAAAAGAUGAGAGGAUUGAUACCACUCUCAUGCCUGUCCUUUAAAUAAAAAUCCAGAGGCAGGCAAUGGUUAGCGUAGCUUAGCAUGAAGAUGUAAAGCAAAGGGAGCCAGCUUGCGUGGCUGGGUCAAAAGACUGAAAAUACACUUGCCAACGCCUCUUAACAAGUUGUUAAUUACCAUUUUGUUUUUUUAAAGUCAAAGUGUAAAAAUGACUAUUUUCCCCUGUUUACUCUCUUAAUGCUAAGCUAACAGGCUACUUGUUCUAGGUUCAUGUUGAACAGACAAAUUCGAGUGAGAUAUCACUCUUCUUGUCUAAUUCUCAAGACAGUGAAUAGUAAUGUUAAUUCUUCUAAGUAAAGGAAUAGAAUGAUGUGCAUUACUAUAAGCCAAAAGGUUUGAAAUGUGAAAAUGUGCUUUUUUGUGUCAUUUUGGUGAACUUACCCUUUAAGGUCCUCCACCAAAAGCAUUAAUUGGGUUAUUUAAUAAGCAAGGCAUUUAAGAAGGUAGACAAUGAACACAGGGCUCAAGGCAGAGCUUCUGUUGACAACAUUUUUAUUACCUCAACACUCCUGAAUGGUAAUCAUGCCCCAGCAUUACGAUGUGACCUUAAUUACAUAUACCUAAUGGACCUAAAAUACCUUCCUGCAAUUGUGUUUAAAUUUCUGGCACCUGAUACAUUUUCCUGUGUGGUAAACUUCACCCUUCUGUGCAGGAGAGAACAAAGCAUGAGAGAGGCUCUCACAACAUACCACUCACAAAGCGUUCUCUUUAUUUCCUCCCCUCACACACUCAGAUUUUAUUUUACAUUAUGUAGACAUUUUUGUACAAUGACUAGAUCGAUCAUAUAUUUGUUAGUAUUCAACUCAUAUUUACAUCAAAAUGUACACACGCGAACACACGCCAUCCAAAACACAAUCCAUCUACGCAGUAUUUCUGUAUUCACAGAAAACCCUCUCUCACACACGCACACACACACACACAUACACACAAACACACAACCUACUCUGACUCUUCCAGUGGGGGAAACCCCUCUCGCUGAACGACAGAAACACAGCACUGAACUUGUAAUUUAUUGUUUGUACAACUGGUAUGUGUGAAUAAAGAAAACAAUGAGAUGAGUUUUAUUUAUUAUAGUAAUUUUGUAUCAAAUUACUAUUUAACUUUAGGAGUAUGACUGUGCAGAAUCAUUCCUUUGUAAGAAUAUAGUGUUUCUUUUCUAGUCAUCCACAUGAAUAUAUGUACAUAAAAUCUAUAUAUUUAAAUA
This is a messenger RNA of Acanthopagrus latus (yellowfin seabream), 6774 nucleotides long. It is a transcript of the gene adamts5, whose product is annotated as A disintegrin and metalloproteinase with thrombospondin motifs 5. The transcript is spliced from 8 exons. Gene Ontology annotation, molecular function: metalloendopeptidase activity; zinc ion binding. The coding region runs from base 383 to 3274 and encodes 963 amino acids. The record is from RefSeq and is a predicted model, not a curated record. Gene Ontology annotation, biological process: extracellular matrix organization; proteolysis. NCBI's taxonomy places the organism in Eukaryota, Metazoa, Chordata, Actinopteri, Spariformes, Sparidae.